CUCGAGAAGGAGAGCGAGCUUCUGAAGAAGGAGGCUGCUCAGGUCGUCGGCAGGGACGACCUCGAACUGGAUAAGACGGUUGAGGAGAAGGAGAGGCGCCUGCAAGAUCGGGUCCGCGCCCAGGAGGAGGUGUUCAGCGUGGAAGAGAAGCGGCUCGAGGAGGCCAGGAUAAAGAUGGUCGCGGCGCAGGAGCGCCUGAUGGCCGAGGAGGCGAAGCUGGUGCAGGAGCAGAGGAAGGUCCGCUCCGAACGCCUCAAGCUGGCGAGAGAGGAUCGUGAGCUCGACGAAUCGGAGGAGAUGCUGCGGCUGGAUGAGCAGCGCCUUAUCCGCCGCGACCGUGCCUUUCGGUUCGAGGGCGUAGCAGCGACGCUGCAGGCUCUCAGGGAGGAGUUCGUCGCCAAGAAGUGA
Messenger RNA from Prorocentrum cordatum, 408 nucleotides. The record is from the annotation of a GenBank genome assembly. NCBI's taxonomy places the organism in Eukaryota, Dinophyceae, Prorocentrales, Prorocentraceae.